AGUCGCCGCCGAGAAGGAGAUAGAAGCCGACACAAAAUUAACAUCAUCGACUCGUUGGUGUUAUUUUCGAAGGUGAUAUGUAGCGUUUCCCUUAGACUGGGUGUUUUCCGCUACUAGAAUGAGCUUCCACUUUUACGCGAUUGUAACUCAGUUUGAGCGUCGUGACGCAUCUGGUGCGCAGGAGCAGCGCAUGACACAAACUUCGAAAGCUGGCACCAGUACUAGCGGUGACGAGAAGGAGGAGCACCCACGUCAUGACCGACGCUACGACUUCAGCAUAGUAUCUGUGGUAGGUGAAAAGGCCCGGCUGUUCAAGCAGGCCUGCUACACCUCUCGGUUGCAUCCCGUAUGGAUAAUGAAAAAUUUGUGUGACAAAGCAGCGGGUUUUGCCGUUAAUAUCGCAAUCUUGGAUAAUAACUGCUAAACAACGUCAACAGGUCAGUGCGUGUCGUGCAACAUGUGAAAAAGCUGAAGGUCUUUCCAG
Messenger RNA from Amoebophrya sp. A120, 484 nucleotides. The record is from the annotation of a GenBank genome assembly. Lineage: Eukaryota; Dinophyceae; Syndiniales; Amoebophryaceae.